Messenger RNA from Daphnia carinata, 2570 nucleotides. RefSeq lists its product as uncharacterized. Gene Ontology annotation, biological process: G protein-coupled receptor signaling pathway. The record is from RefSeq and is a predicted model, not a curated record. Gene Ontology annotation, cellular component: membrane. NCBI's taxonomy places the organism in Eukaryota, Metazoa, Arthropoda, Branchiopoda, Diplostraca, Daphniidae. The transcript has 6 exons. The coding region runs from base 105 to 2075 and encodes 656 amino acids. Gene Ontology annotation, molecular function: G protein-coupled peptide receptor activity.
UACCGUUGCCAUUGACGGUGCGAUCUCCCAUUCCGACCUCAGUGUCGUUUAAAGUUCCGGGCCACCCACCUGGCCGCUCUCUUGGCUCCGAAUCCGCCAGCUCAAUGGACGGAAUGGCGGCCAUGGAUCGCUUAGAGGAUUCCAUUACCAGUCAUACUCUACAGUUGAAAGAGUUCCUCGAGAAAGCCAACAUUACCGACGACGAUCUGGAUUAUUUUUUCAACUACACAGUUGUGCUGGUCCAAAAAACGGAAACCGUCACGUCGUCAACGAUUGCUGGGCUGGAUAGCGAUGUCUCUGCCAGCAACGAGCCUGACCCGAUGGACGGCGCGUACACUGGUUGCGGAAUGGGUCUGCACAAACCUUCCGUCCACCUGGUUCAUGGUAUUUUGAGCCUCAUCAUCUGUCUUGCCGGUUGUCUAGCCAACAUCGUUAAUAUCGUCGUGUUGAGUCGUCGAGAACUGAGACGCAACGCAAUCAACCGCAUCCUCUGCAGCUUGGCCGUCGCCGAUUUCCUGCUAAUGCUCGAAUACAUCCCAUUUGCCUGUCACAUGUAUCUUUUUCCUGGAAGAUCUCUUCAAACUCGCUAUUCGUAUUCCUGGGCCGUCUUCGUUCUCUUUCACGCCCAUUUCACGCUGGUGGCGCACACAGUAUCGAUUUGGCUGACUCUGUCGCUCGCCUUCUGGCGCUACGAAGUACUGAAAAACGGAAGGCACCAACGUCGUAAAAACGGACGUCGUUGUCACCAGGAGCGCUGUACGCGAACCAUCGCCAUGGCUUACAUUGGUUCCGUCUUACUUUGCAUACCAUCGUUUAUCACCUUCGGCAUACAGUCGGAGCCAAUCAAAAACAAUGAUUUUACGAAUAACCAAACCUUAUCAAAAGCUUCUUCAUGGGGAUCGUCUACCUCACAGCCACUGCAGCCUGACGUCGUCAUAUACAAAGUGGAUUUGAACCGCAUCGCCAAAAACCACGAUGGCAUCAUUCACAAGGCCCAUUUGUGGGCGUACUCGGUCGUCAUGAAACUGGGACCUUGUCUGGUGUUGACGGUGCUGACUUGCUGGCUGGUGCGAAGACUUUGGGAAGCUGAAAGACAUCACCAGUCACUGACUGCCAAACUAAACAAUGACGGCCGCGAACACCAGCGUCAAGAGCAACACCCACAACAACAACAACAUCAGCAUCAACAACAGGGACCAAUGCCGAUACAGCCGAAACCAGUUACUCCGUUGCUACGGACCCGUCAUGAAAACGUCAACCAAAUCAGCCUGACUCAGCAACUGGAGAUGAGGCAACUCAACUCGGACAUGAAUCGUGAUGCGGGUGUCCAGAUCAUAGUAACAGAAGCUGCGAUCGCCGACAAUAUCGAACCGUCUAGCGACACCCGCAUCGUGAAACGUCCCUCGCUGACGGCGAUCACAUUGAGCAGUGGCGAUGCCCUACGAAAUCGUCAAUCAGAACUUGUUAUUCCGAGCCGCCAUCGUCGCAAACUUUCGGUGGUAGAGUUUAGCAGCAUCGUUAUGUCGACUGCUUCGACUUGUUGUGAUCGUGAGGACGGUGGUGUGAAAACGGAUGCCGAAUCUGAAGCAGCGACGGUCGUCGAUAACGAAGAGACUGUGCUGGAUGCAUCAGCGGCGCCACACUCUCACGUGACUACCCUAAAUUCAACCAAAUCGUUGCGGCACAAACAUCAAACGGAUAGAACAACGCGCAUGUUAGUGGCCGUAUUGGUUCUCUUCCUAGUGACGGAAAUCCCGCAAGGAGUGAUGGCGCUGCUAAGCGGUGUUCUCGGACGUCAAUUUUUCAUCAAAUGUUAUUCGACCGGCAUGGGGGAAAUCCUGGAUCUGCUUGCACUGCUCAAUUCGGCAAUCAACUUCCUGUUAUAUUGUUCGAUGAGCCGUCAAUUCCGCCGAGCUGCCCGCUCUCAAUUCCGGCGAUUUUUUGGCACAAUGACGGGCGGAAACGACUGUCACGGUGGCUCACCAGUCGACUGCUUCUUUCGGCCCAAGCUCCUGACUCAACCACUACCCAUCAACAUUUCACCAUCCAAUCCGACUAGAUGCACCCAGCUUUAAAUCAUUAUUCAAGCACUGUAAUUUUGCCCAUGCCUAAUGCCAUCGUAUUGUCUAAUGUGUUCAUAUUAUUUGAAGAGAAUGGGCCAUUUUUAUUUGCUGUUAAUGCAAUUUUCAUUGUUGUAAACAAAUGAAAAAGACAAAACUUAUCAUUAAAAUGGGAAACAUCUUGAUCAAUCAGGUUACUGUUCAUAGACAGAAGUAUUCUUACAACCAGCGAGCGGUUUUAAUUGCUUAAAAGAAGAAAAUUUGGUAAUGGUAAAAAAAUUCUACCAUUUUUGUCUCGUAUUGAUUUCUUUUUUUUUAUCGUCUUACUGCUUUUAGAAAUAAAACGCAGUGGUCCAAGGCCUGAAUGGGGUAUGAGACGCUAAUGUCAUUUUUAUAAAAGACGUGAAGGAAUAAGAAAUAACUGAAAAAGAUGACCAGCAUAACAGAGUACACUAUACCAUUAUGAUCUGCUGAAAAAGCAUGCGUGAAUGUGUUUGGAGCAAUUGACAU